UCCAUCCUCUCUCACCCCUGUGUGAUGCGCUUUAAAAGGACGGUCGACUCGCCCCCCCUCUCCCUCCGUUUCUCCAGCCAAAAAAAUUUCUUGAGCCGAAGAAUCCUGCACAGGAAUCCGCCGCCUCCCUCCCUCCAAGCCCGAUUCUUGCAUCGCCGCGCGGCCUCUCCGCCCCCAAAGGAAGGGUAAAUGGGAUCCGAAGGACCUUCAAUCGUAACCGUCCACAUUACUGGAUUUAAGAAGUUUCAUGGAGUUGCGGAGAACCCGACUGAGAAAAUCGUGAGCAGUCUUAGAUCAUUCAUUGAAGAGAGAGGGCUGCCAAAAAAUCUUGUGCUUGGAAGCUGCGAAAUUCUCGAAACUGCAGGGCAGGGGGCACUUGGAGCACUGUACAAAGUUUUAGAAUCUGCCACUGGAGACAGAGAGAACGGGUCAUCAGCUCAGGGGCAAAUAAUAUGGGUUCACUUUGGAGUCAACAGUGGUGCAUCGCGGUUUGCUCUUGAGAACCAAGCCGUUAAUGAGGCCACCUUUCGUUGCCCUGAUGAGCUAGGGUGGAAACCUCAGAGAGUCCCUAUUGUGCCAUCUGAUGGAAGCAUCUCACGGAUAAGAGAGACUACUCUUCCGGUGAAAGAAUUAACCAAGUCACUCCGGAAGACAGGCUACGACGUGAUGCUUUCUGAUGACGCUGGGCGUUUCGUAUGCAACUAUGUGUACUACCACUCUCUCCGGUUUGCAGAGGAGCAUGGUAUCAAGUCUCUGUUUGUACAUGUGCCCCUCUUCUCGACAGUCGACGAGUUGGUCCAGAUGCAUUUCGCUAGUUCCAUCCUUGAAGCUCUGGCUUGCUUGAACUAGGAAUGGCAACUUAACGACCAGCAGUUCAACCUCAAGAUGUAAAGUUGGAAGCAGACUGAAUAAAUUUGCGUGGUGAUUGGCGCCUAUUGGUCAGAUCUUGCUCCAAAGGGUGUAUUUAAGGGGAACAGGAAAAAAAGAAAGCAUGCUUAGAGUGUACCUUCCUGUGGUAAAUUGCGGCUUGUAUGCCAUUGGUUACAUGUCCUUAACUUGCCUGAAAACUUGGUUUCCAAUAAAAUUGACAGAUCGUUGGAGAGCAGGGUUGCCUCGUGAGUUGUGAUUA
Molecule: messenger RNA, 1129 nt
Organism: Lolium rigidum
Lineage: Eukaryota; Viridiplantae; Streptophyta; Magnoliopsida; Poales; Poaceae
Product: pyrrolidone-carboxylate peptidase-like
Exons: 6
Coding region: 190-849 (219 amino acids)
Biological process (GO): proteolysis
Cellular component (GO): cytosol
Molecular function (GO): pyroglutamyl-peptidase activity
Source: RefSeq, a predicted model, not a curated record